Molecule: messenger RNA, 1762 nt
Organism: Polistes dominula (European paper wasp)
Lineage: Eukaryota; Metazoa; Arthropoda; Insecta; Hymenoptera; Vespidae
Product: proliferation-associated protein 2G4
Source: RefSeq, a predicted model, not a curated record
AAGGCGUUAUAAAAGAAUAGAGAAGAAUAUACAGUGGCGCCAACUACAAAUCGAAAUACGAAUUAUAAUAGAGCUUCUAGAAUCACGUGAUUGUAGAUUUAGUUACAGAAGACAUGGCGGACAAAGAAGAGCAUGAGAAGACCAUCGCCGAAGACUUGGUUGUUACCAAGUAUAAAAUGGCAGGCGAUAUUGUUAAUCGAGUUUUGAAACAAAUAUUAGACAGAUGUGUUGUUGGAGCAUCUGUGAGGGAGAUAUGUGAAUAUGGGGAUACACUAUUAACAGAAGAGACAAAUAAAGUUUUUAAGAAGGAGAAAGAACUUAAGAAAGGAAUUGCUUUUCCAACCUGCAUAUCAGUAAACAACUGUAUUUGUCACUUUUCCCCAAUCGCAAGUGAACCAGAUCUAAUUCUGAAAGAUGAAGAUAUGGUUAAAGUUGAUCUUGGAGCACACAUUGAUGGCUUUAUAGCAGUUGUGGCACACACUGUAAUUAUAGGCUCUUCGACCGAACGCAAAGUUACAGGUAGAAAAGCUGAUGCAGUUUUAGCUGCACAUUACGCGUCUCAAGCUGCUUUAAGACUUUUAAAGCCUGGAACAGAGACGUACUCGAUAACGGGUACAGUAGAAAAAAUAUGCGAUGCAUAUAAAUGUAAACCAAUUGAAGGCAUGUUAAGUCAUCAAUUAAAACAAUUCAAGAUAGACGGGGAAAAAACUAUAAUACAAAAUCCAAACGAUGCACAGAAAAAAGAACAUGAAAAAUUUACACUCGAGACUCAUGAAGUGUAUGCAAUGGAUGUUCUUGUUAGUACGGGUGAAGGUAUAGGACGUGAACAAGAUACUCGUGUUACUAUAUAUAAAAAAACUGAAGAAACAUAUCAGCUAAAGCUGAAAGCAUCUCGCAUGUUCUAUUCAGAAGUUUCCAACAAACAUGGUCUUAUGCCUUUUAAUUUACGUACCUUUGAAGACGAAAAGAAAGCCAAAAUGGCAGUUGUUGAAUGUGUUAAUCACAGGCUGAUUGAACCAUUCCAAGUGUUAUAUGAAAAACCAAAUGAGUAUGCAGCACAAUUUAAGUUUACGGUAUUAUUGAUGCCUAAUGGGCCUCAUAAAAUUACUGGUAUUCCUUUCGAUUUGGACAUUUAUCAAUCUGAUUGUUUAGUAGAAGAUCCUGAAUUAAAGACUCUUUUAUAUACUUCUGCAAAUCCUAAAUCUGCAAAGAAAAAGAAAAAGAAGGCCGAAAAAGCUGUGGGAGAAGUAGCAAUGGAAGUUGAUACUAAGGCCUAACACAAUGAAGUUAUGCUCGCUAUGAUUUAUUGUCAUCAAGCACUAUCCCUUUCAUAUUAUCUAGCAGUAUAAAGAGUAAAAUCAGAAACUUUUCAAACAAUAUUGUAUUUUAAAUUUUAUUUUUAACCAUCAAUGCCCACUUUUGACAUAGUGUAGAUCUUUACAUUAUUAUUAAGCUUUUAUUAUUUUUAUAACAUUUUAUUCAAUCAAAUCAAAUUCAAGGUUAGCCAAUACGUAAAAAUGCUUAUUAUUUGAAAAGUGUCUAAUUUUACUCUGUUGUAAUAAUGACACUUCAUGCUAUAAUUCAUUGACACUUACGUUUUUAUACCAAAACGUCUUUCAAUGACGCAGAGAUUAUAACUCUACAAAAACUGAUAAAUAUUCUUAAGAAAUUGUUACGGAUAUCUUACAUUACAUUAUAUCUUACAUAUAAUACUUAAAACCAAUGUCACUUUAAUAACAAUAUGCAACUAAUUUUUGUGGAA